Messenger RNA from Musa acuminata AAA Group (dessert banana), 2658 nucleotides. Its product is annotated as ABC transporter G family member 5-like. The record is from RefSeq and is a predicted model, not a curated record. Gene Ontology annotation, cellular component: membrane. Gene Ontology annotation, biological process: transmembrane transport. NCBI's taxonomy places the organism in Eukaryota, Viridiplantae, Streptophyta, Magnoliopsida, Zingiberales, Musaceae. Gene Ontology annotation, molecular function: ATP binding; ABC-type transporter activity; ATP hydrolysis activity. Bases 167 to 2428 code for a protein of 753 amino acids. The transcript has a single exon.
UCAAAUCCUUCACACAUCUACCAUCAAACAACAGCCCUAUAUAUAUUCCGUCGUUGUGGGAUACAAAUCAAAGCCCUCGUCUUUCACCUGUGCGUGCCGUAACACCGUGCUGCUCUUCCGCCGGCUCCCUCUCGUUCUGUAAGGCGGGGAUUACGGAAGCGGCGUCAUGUCGCGGUUCGUCGACAAGAUAUCCGUCCUCGAGCGGCUCUCUUCCCCGAUGGCGGAGGCCGAGGGCAUCGCUCGCGGCGGCCUGCUUGUCCACCACCACCACCACCCCCGCGGCCCCUCCGUCACACUCGGCCAGCUCUUCAAGCGCGUCGGCGAGGCCCAUAGUGGCGGCGGCGUGGGGGACGAGGACGCGUCCCAGCCCCACCACGUCGUCGCUAUGGGCGAAUUUGACGGCGCCGGAGGUGGCGGGUUGGCCUCCCGCCCUCUCCCUAUCGUCCUCACCUUCACCAAUCUCUCGUACAGCGUCAAGAGGGCCCGCGACAUGUUCCUUUUCCGCAAGAGCCGCCUCGCCAUGGACCCCGCCGCAGGCCUCGCGACGCCGGAUUCGUUCUCCGGGAGUAAGACGCUUCUGGACUCCAUCUCCGGCGAGGCCAGAGAAGGGGAGAUCUUCGCGGUGCUGGGGGCCAGCGGCUCCGGAAAGUCCACCCUCAUCGACGCGCUCGCUAACCGCAUCGCGAGGGAGAGCCUGCAGGGCUCUAUUACCCUCAACGACGAGAAGCUCGACGACCAGCUGCUGAAGGUCAUCUCCGCGUACGUGAUGCAGGACGACCUCCUGUUUCCCAUGCUUACCGUGGAAGAGACCUUGAUGUUCUCCGCUGAGUUCCGGCUGCCGCGAUCUCUCUCCGCCUCGAAGAAGAAGAGCCGGGUGCAAGCGCUCAUCGACCAGCUGGGCCUUCGGACCUCCGCCAAAACCAUCAUCGGCGACGAGAUCCACCGCGGCGUCUCCGGAGGCGAGCGCCGCCGGGUUUCUAUUGGCAUCGACAUCAUCCAUGACCCCAUCAUACUCUUCCUCGACGAGCCCACGUCCGGCCUCGACUCGACAAGCGCGUUCAUGGUGACCAAGGUGCUGCAGAGGAUCGCUCACAGUGGGAGCAUCGUGAUCAUGUCGGUCCACCAGCCGAGCUACCGGAUUCUCUGUCUCCUCGAUCGCCUCCUUUUCCUCUCCAGAGGCCAGACCGUGUACAGUGGGCCGCCCGACGGUCUACGCGGGUUCUUCUCUGACUUCGGCCAUCCCAUCCCAGCCAACGAGAACCCAACAGAAUUCGCGCUCGACCUUAUCCGCGAGCUCGAGGGCACUCCGACCGGUGCAAGGUCCCUCGUCGACUUCAACAAGACACAUCAGAGCGUACGACUCGCCGUGGCCGCCGCGGACAAGCCAUCUCUUUCUCUAAAUGAUGCCAUCAGCGCCAGCAUCUCCCGCGGGAAGCUUGUUUCCGGCGCGACCGAGGGAGCGACCUCGGCGCCGUCGGUCCAGAAUUACGCCAAUCCAUUCUGGAUCGAGGUGGGUGUGCUGACAAAGCGGUCGUUUACCAACUCCAAGCGGAUGCCAGAGCUGUUCGGCGUCCGCCUCGGCGCGGUGCUCGUCACGGGAUUCAUCCUGGCGACCAUCUUCUGGCGGCUCGACAACUCGCCCAGGGGCGUGCAAGAACGACUCGGCUUCUUCGCCAUAGCCAUGUCCACCAUGUUCUACACCUGCGCCGAUGCGCUGCCGAUCUUCCUCCAGGAGCGCAACAUCUUCAUGAGGGAGACGGCACACAACGCCUACCGCCGCUCGUCCUACGUCCUCUCCCACACCAUCGUCGGCUUCCCGCCGCUGGUCCUCCUGUCCAUCGCCUUCGCCUCGACCACCUUCUUCGCCGUCGGCCUCGCGGGGAGCAUGCAGGGGUUCUUCUUCUUCGUGCUGAUCGUCCUGGCCUCCUUCUGGGCCGGCAGCGGUUUUGUGACCUUCCUCUCCGGGGUCGUGACGCAUAUCAUGUUAGGCUGCGCCGUCGUCCUCUCCGUUCUGGCCUACUUCCUACUCUUCAGCGGCUUCUUCAUCGACCGGACCCGGAUCCCCGACUACUGGAUCUGGUUCCACUACCUCUCACUCGUCAAGUACCCCUACGAAGCGGUGAUGCAGAACGAGUUCGACGAUCCGCGCAAGUGCUUCGUCCGAGGGGUGCAGAUGUUCGACAACACGCCCUUCGGGGGGUUGCCGGAGGCGAUCAAGUUGAACGUUCUCAAGUCCAUAAGCAGUUCUUUAGGGGUGAACAUAACCAGCCAGACCUGCAUCACCACCGGCACCAACAUCCUGGAGCAGCAGAGCGUGACGCAGCUCAGCAAGUGGGACUGCCUGUGGAUCGCUGUGGCGUGGGGCUUCUUCUUUAGGUUCCUCUUCUACAUCAGCCUCCUGUUGGGAAGCAGGAACAAGAGGAGGUAAGAGAGAGUGAGAGAUCCCUUUUGGAAGUUGCUUCCAUAAGCUUGAAGAAGAAGAACUAAUCAGCAGACAUCCACAGCUCCUCUUCCAACCUUUCGUCGGUUGUAAUCUCCAUAGAGCUUCUUCAUGUAGUGUGAUUCUUACUACAGCCCUCCACAGAUGCUUCCUGGAGCAUCAAAAAACAGCAACUUCAACUACGAUCGAUUGAGGUAGUAAAUAAAUUAUUAUACCAA